AAACAAAAAAUAUAAAUAAAUUUUUUCAAUUUUUAAUAAGGUUGAAUAAACUUAAACUAGCGAAAUUAUUUCAUUGUAAUAAAUAAUAUAAAACUAUUGAUUUAAUAUAUGUUUUAUUGAGAGAAGCGAGACAAGAAAUUCUAUUUGGAACUUUUUUUUCAUAUGCUUUUAUGAAUUCGUAGGUUAUAUUUUUAAAGGAAAAAAUAAAAAAUGUCGAAAAUUAAUUCGAAAAUUGUUGGAGCAACUUUAAAUUUUAUGAAGAGAACACAGUUUUCAAAAAGACAAGAAUUCUGUCGAAUUUAUCAUUCUUGUCAUGCAAUAAAGAAUUUAACAUCAACGUCGAAUAAAACAAAACAAUUGGGUUAUUGCAGCGAGAGUUUAUCAAAGUGUUGGAAUUGCAAAUUUCCCUUUAAAUCAGAAUUAUUUUGUUCAAAAUGUAAAUCCCUGCAGGAAAUGCCGGAGGAUUUAACGUAUUUCGAUAUUAUUGGAGUAAAAAAAGAUUUCGAUAUUGAUAAAAAUGACCUACAGAAAAAAUACCGUCAAAUGCAAAAUAGACUUCAUCCUGAUAAAUUUAGCAACAGCUCAGAGGAAGAGAGGCAAAUAUCCGAGAAACUUUCUUCGUUGAUAAACAAGGCUUAUCACACAUUAUCACUUCCAUUACAGAGGGGAAUAUAUCUAUUAAAAUUGAAUAAUAUAACACUUCCCGAGAGCACAACAAAUGUUGAUCCAGAAUUUCUCAUGGAUAUUUUAGAGAAAAAUGAAGAAGUCGAAAAAGCAUCUAAAGACGAAUCAACAGCUAUUAAAUUAAUUGUAGAAAAUAGAAAAACACUAGCCGAUUUAACAAAAAAUGUAUCUGAUGCUUUUAAACGACAGGAUAUUGAAACAGCGAAACAAUUGUUAACAAAAAUGAGAUACUACACGAGCAUUGAAACAAGAUUGAAAAAAAUUAAGCAAGAUAUAGGAAUUGUAGAAUAAACAAUUUAGAAUAAUGUACUGUAAAUAAUAGUUCUCAGUGUAACAACAUUCAGAGUUUUAUGUAUAUGAGUAAAUUCUCAUAAAAACAAAAAACAAAAUUGUGAUAAUGAAUUUUUAUGUUAUUUCAAGAAUUUGAAAUC
Messenger RNA from Leptopilina heterotoma, 1115 nucleotides. RefSeq names its product iron-sulfur cluster co-chaperone protein HscB (gene Hsc20). Gene Ontology annotation, molecular function: ATPase activator activity; protein-folding chaperone binding. The transcript is spliced from 3 exons. Lineage: Eukaryota; Metazoa; Arthropoda; Insecta; Hymenoptera; Figitidae. The record is from RefSeq and is a predicted model, not a curated record. Gene Ontology annotation, cellular component: mitochondrion. Bases 211 to 975 code for a protein of 254 amino acids. Gene Ontology annotation, biological process: protein complex oligomerization; [2Fe-2S] cluster assembly.